Messenger RNA from Manis javanica (Malayan pangolin), 1309 nucleotides. NCBI's taxonomy places the organism in Eukaryota, Metazoa, Chordata, Mammalia, Pholidota, Manidae. The record is from RefSeq and is a predicted model, not a curated record.
GUUGCCAUCACUGUCGCACCUACUCUGUGGCAACUGCCGAAGUCCAGGAGCACCAAGAGGAUGGAGUUGGAGAACGGCACCGUGAGGACUGAAUUCUUUCUCCUGGGAUUUAGUGACCACCCAGAACUUCAGACUGUUCUUUUUGCUGUGUUUUUUUCCAUCUACUCUGUUACCCUGAUGGGGAACCUUGGGAUGAUUUUAUUAAUCACGAGCAGUUCCUACUUGCACACCCCUAUGUAUUUUUUCCUCUGCACCUUGUCCUUCAUAGAUGCCUGCUACUCUUCUGUCAUUGCCCCCAAGUUACUGGUGGACUUGGUUUCUGAGCAAAAGGCCAUUUCUUUCCAUGGCUGUGCUGCACAGUUGUAUUUUUUUUGCUCUUUGGUUGACACAGAAUCUUUCCUCCUGGCUGUCAUGGCUUAUGACCGAUAUGUAGCAAUCUGCAACCCACUGCUUUAUACUGUUAUCAUGUCCAGGAGGGCUUGCUGCCAGCUUGCAGUCGGAGCAUUUUUGGGGGGCACCAUGAGCUCAAUUAUACACACCACUAAUACAUUCCAUCUGUCUUUCUGCUCCAAUGAAAUUAACCAUUUCUUUUGUGAUAUCUCCCCACUCUUCUCCCUGUCCUGCACGGACACGUACAUGCAUGACAUUAUUCUGGUUGUCUUUGCUAGCUUGGUGGAAGCUACCUGUCUUCUGACAGUUCUUCUCUCUUAUGUCUACAUCAUCAUAGCUAUUCUUGAAACAGGUUCUGCUGAGGGAAGAAGAAAAGGGUUUUCCACCUGCGCUUCCCAUCUGGCCGUGGUCACCAUCUACCAUGGUACCCUCAUCUCCAUUUAUUUGCGCCCCAGCACUGGUCAUUCACUGGAUAGUGACAAAGUGACCUCUGUGUUCUACACAUUGAUUAUUCCUAUGUUGAAUCCCCUAAUUUAUAGUCUAAGGAACAAAGAUGUCAAAAAUGCCUUUAGGAAAGUGAUUGGCCAAAAAAUGCCUUCUUAAGAAAGGAUGAAACUGGGCCUGACAUCUUUUCAACAAUGUUUGUCCCUUGAUCUUUGGUUUCAACUGUUGGAAAGGCCAGUUUCCCCAUUCUGUGGGCAACGAGGCCUCAUCCAAAAAUAGGGUCAGAGCCCAACAUCAGAGGCAAAGCAGUUCAUAUUACUUGCAUUAUGUCUGUCUUUCAAUCAUUUUAAAGUUGAGAUUGUUUACUAUUUCUUCCAGGGCUAGAUUUGCCCUUCACAUGAUCUGCUAUAUUUCAUAUUUUACUCCUUUUCUCUCCUCAUCCUAAAUUUUAUCACAUUCACUCAAUACUGGAUAA